Messenger RNA from Dovyalis caffra, 1497 nucleotides. Lineage: Eukaryota; Viridiplantae; Streptophyta; Magnoliopsida; Malpighiales; Salicaceae. The record is from the annotation of a GenBank genome assembly.
AUGUCAUUCAAAAAGAAAAAAUUCACACUUCCUCCCAUCAUCAAAACCCUUGAUAAACCUCCAUCAUCGCCAUCACAACCACCGCUUCCUCCUCUUCCAAAACCACCACGAACAACCCAUUUAGCCCCUCUCCCUACACUCACUCUCACACCUACCUCUAACCACACAAACCUCCUCCAUUUUCUCAACUCCCACCUCACAAAGAUCCAACCUUUAACCCCUCAAAAGCUCCUCCACUUCUUCAAAACCAGACUCCACCACCACCCACAUUAUUCUCACUAUGACUUUCAUAUUUUCAAUUGGGUUUCUACUAUAGACUCUUUUAGGCAUGAUCAUCAAACUUUUGAAUGGAUGGCAAGGACUCUUGCUAUCACAAACAGGUUAGAGGAGCUUGCUUUGCUUCUUCAAUUUAUGUCAACCAAUCCUUGUCCUUGUAGUGAAGGUAUCUUUUCUUGUCCAAGAAUUGAACCCAUAUUUCAGUUUUGUAUUAAUGGUUACUGUAAAGCUGGGAAAUUGGACGAUGCUUUGUUAGCUUUUGAAUGUAUGAGGAAAUUGAUUGAUGGAAGGCCUAGUGUUGUUGUUUACAAUGUUUUGAUUAAUGGGUGUGUGAAGUGCGGAGAGCACGCUAAGGCUAUUGGGGUUUAUGAUAGGAUGUUGAAGGAUAGAGUUAAGCCUGAUGUGUUUACGUUUAAUAUAUUGAUUAAUAGUUAUUGUAGGAAUAACAUGUUCGAAUCAGCUCUGGAAUUGUUUAGAGAAAUGAGAGAGAAAGGAUGUAGUCCUAAUGUGGUUAGUUUUAAUACUUUGAUUAAAGGAUUUUUUACAGAGAGGAAAUUUGAGGAAGGGGUUAAGAUGGUGUAUGAGAUGAUUGAUUUGGGGUGUGAGAUAUCGAGUGUGACUUGUGAGAUUUUAGUUGAUGGACUUUGCAAGGAAGGGCAGGCAUCGGAGGCAUGCGGAUUGUUGAUUGAUUUUACAAGGAAAGGAGUUUUGCCGAGGAAGUUUGAUUCUUUUGGUCUUGUGGAUAUGCUUUGCAAGAAAAGAAUGGCAGAUAGAGCUUCGGAAGUGUUAAUUGAGUUGUGGAAUAAUGGAAAUAUUCCUAGCUCGAUUUGCUGUACCACUUUGAUAGAAGGUUUGAGAAAUUCAGGUAGAAUAGACGAGGCAUUUGAAUUGUUGGAGAGGAUGUUGAAAGAGAAUACUGUUCCUGAUAUCAUGACCUUUAAUUGUCUGCUUCAAGAACUUUGCAAUGCAGGAAGAACUUUUGAUGCUAACAGAUUGAGAUUAUUGGCUUCUAGCAAGGGUUUGGAUGUAGAUGAGAUGACAUAUAGCAUUUUGGUAUCUGGGUGUAUAAGAGAGGGUAAAAGAAAGGAAGGCGAAACUUUGGUGGAUGAGAUGUUAGAUAAGGAAUUUAUCCCUGAUCUUGAUACAUAUAAUAGGUUCAUGGAUGAACUUUCUAAACCAAGAAGUUCUGCACAACACUGUGCCAAAUUUGUUCGCAGGUGA